AUGGUACCAACAAUUGUAAUAUCCUCUGCUGAAGAUGCCCAACAAAUCUUGAAAACACAUGAUCUUGAGUUUUGUACCAGACCUCAACUUGCUGGACCAAAACGUCUUUCGUAUAACUACAAAGAUAUGGCUUUUUUCCCAUAUGGAGAGUAUUGGAGAGAAAUUGGAAAAAUAUGUGUUCUUGAACUUUAUAGUACAAAAAGGGUGCAAUCUUUUAAGGCAGUCAGGGCAGAGGAAGUCGUCGUUUUGAUCGAAUCCAAAUCAUCUGAUUCUUCAAAUAUCACUCUCGUUGAUGUUUUAGAAAAGUUAACAAGUUUUGCGCACAAAACAAUCUCCAGAGUUGCUUUUGGUUGCGCAAGUGGUCAAAGUAAGAACCAAUUUGAUGAUGGAACAGUCACAGCAAUUCUUAAGGAAGUCGUGGUUGUUUUGAGUGGUUUCUCGGCGACCGACUUCUUUCCUAAUGUAGGUUGGAUUGUUGAUAGGAUCAUUGGAAUGCACAGAAAAACUGAAAAAUGUUGGAUUAACUUCAACAUUGAGGCUAAGAUAGUCUCUAACAUGUUUGGUUAG
Papaver somniferum (opium poppy) is the source of this 567-nucleotide messenger RNA. RefSeq names its product cytochrome P450 71B36-like. Gene Ontology annotation, molecular function: monooxygenase activity; heme binding; iron ion binding. The transcript has a single exon. Bases 1 to 567 code for a protein of 188 amino acids. Lineage: Eukaryota; Viridiplantae; Streptophyta; Magnoliopsida; Ranunculales; Papaveraceae. The record is from RefSeq and is a predicted model, not a curated record.